GAACUCCGUAUACACCAAGCGGUAAAUAGACAGAUCAGAACGCUUCCAGAACUUCCAAAGACGAUACCGCGACAAUUAGACACCGCAUGUGCCACAAGAAUCUCACCGUAUGCAAAUCGAUUGCGAAAAUAUUUAUGAACAACAGGUGUGUACAAAAAGAUCCGUGUCGUGGAAAGGAGUACACACAUUUUAACCGAAUGUAAAAGAUAUGACAGGAAGCGACACAGUGAAAAAACGGUCAGUAGAAAUGGCGACAUCGCUGCUGACUGUGGUGGUGUUCCUAACGUGCAUGGGCGUCGUGAAUGGGGUACCGGUCAAUGUCGCUCUCAACAGAACUAUCCAGGCAUUGUAUACUUGUGGUCAGUUCGGUCCGGAGACUUACUAUAACCACAAGGAUGUGGACAAAGCGGACAGAGUCCGACAGGAGAUGACCUGUAGUAACGUCACCGUCCACCCACCGAGCGCCAUGGUGGACGGCAAGUCGGACACUAAAUGGCAGAGCACUAACUACUACUCCAUCACCGUCUCUGGGAAUCUGUCACUUCCAGCCUUUCCGAAGUCAACUGCAAAUUUACAUGCAGUAAUCUACAUCGACCUCAGACAGUCGUUCACAGUGCAACUGCUUAUCUUGAAGUUGGGAGAUGCCAAAAGGCCUAACUUCAUGGCGAUCCACAAGUCAGACAACCUUACAAUGGGGUAUGCACCAUGGGCGUACAAGGUCAACUUUGCCCAGGAGUGCCAGUCCAAGUUCAGUACGCCCCCGACUGACCUCCCCACUGUCCCUGGAGAUGCUGUGUGUUCACGAUACACCCAGAACACAGCUGUCACCUUUGAAACUAUUCAGUUUAAUUUCACUGCUGUUCCAAGUGAACUCAGGGAAUGGACAAGAGCCCGCUAUAUCCGAAUUGAGUUCUAUGAAAUUGAAAGGACUCUCAGCCCAGAAGCGCUUCGCUUUCAACACUUCGCCAUAUCAGAGCUUGAGGUGAUGGCGGAGUGUGUGUGUAACGGCCAUGCCACAGGCUGUGACCUCAGUGCACAGACCCAGAUCUACGAAUGUGUGUGUGGCGGCAACACAGUGGGCCAGUUCUGUGAGCGCUGUCUCCCCUUCUACAACCAGAAAGCCUGGCAGUACGGUGUAGCCUGUGAAGCAUGCAACUGUUUCAACCACUCCACGGAGUGUACGUACUCCAGCGAGGUGGAGACAAACAACCAGAGUCUGAACACGGCAGGGAAGCAGAUCGGGGGAGGCCAGUGCAUCAACUGUCAGGACAACACAGCCGGAACUAACUGUGAGAGGUGUUUGCCCAACUACUUCCGGCCGAUGGACAGGGCCCAGACUGACCCUCAGGCCUGUGUCCUGUGUGGCUGUAAUGCUGCCGGCUCCACCAUCAACAUACGGUCAGGCAUCCAAGGGGACUGCGUCAUGAACAACGACACCGCCCUCCCAGGGAUCAAGAAUCCCGGAGACUGCUACUGCAAGGCCAAUGUUCAGGGUACCAAGUGUGACCAGUGUAAGCAGGACUUCUACAACCUGGACGAGGCCAACUCUGACGGGUGUACAGCUUGUGGGUGUGACGUGGCUGGGACAGUGGGAGCCAAUCAGACCUGUGUGCCCGACGCAACAGGCCAGUGUUCCUGCAAGCCGAAUGUAGAGGGGCGGAGAUGUGAUACAUGCAAGGAUGGCUUCUAUGGCCUGGCAGCAAAUGAAAGUAAUGGCUGUUCCCCGUGUGCGUGUGACCUGGGCGGGGCCUCCUCACCCACGUGUAACAAGGCAAGUGGACAGUGCUCUUGUCGGCCAAACAUCCAGGGCAGGAAGUGUGACAGUGUUGCCCCAGGAUACUUCUCGCCAGACAUUCACUUCAUCCAUACAGAAUUCGAGGAUAGCCUUGGGGUUAUGAACCAGAGAGACAUACCUGGAUACUUUGGAAAUGGAUAUGCCAAAAUGGGGUUUGGGUCAACUAUCAAGACAAAUAUAGUGUUUCCUGGGGGAACAAACUUUAAUGGAACAUGUGACAUACUGAUCCGUUACUCAGCGCCUGGAAACACAACCGCCAGCAUGCAAGUCUUCUCAAAUGACCCCCGACCAAUGACUAUACAAUUCCCUGCGUGUCCUGACCGCUGGUGCUAUGAGCAUACCAUAAACUACAGGACACCAAUUCUCCAACCCAGUACUCAACUGUGUACAUUCAUAGUUCUGGGCACCUUGUACCUGGAUCGACUGAUAAGUGUCCCUAUUGAGCUCACCCAAACAGAACAACUGCUCAACACCAAAGACUUCGACCAAAAAUGUGAUGUCGUCACCAAUGACAUGAAGAAUGGAACUGCUGAUGAGGGCACCUGCAAGGCUGGCUGGUUCUCACUGAUGAGCUACUACCUUAACGGCCCACGGAGUUGUGACUGCAGCCAGCUAGGCAGGUCCGCUGCAUCCUGUGAUCCCUUUGGUGGGCAGUGCCAGUGUAAGGGUGGAGUGACAGGAAGGGCGUGUGACAAGUGCCAGGCCGGCUUCUACCAGCUCACUGAUGCUGGCUGUUCAAGCUGCAACUGUGCGUCCAGCAGUGUAGUGUGUGAUGCAGUGACGGGCCAGUGUGACUGUCCUCCCAACACUAUCGGCCUCCGAUGUGACUUGUGUGACUUCAACAUGUGGGGCUGGAAUGCAACAACUGGAUGCAAGGAAUGCAACUGCAACACCACCGGAUCCCAGCGGACAUGGUGUAACAGCACGACUGGGGUGUGUUCCUGUAAGACAGGUGUACAGGGAGACAAGUGUCAUGAGUGUGCGGACACGUUCACCGGCUUCAGCAGCCUGGGAUGCAGUCCCUGCAACUGUGACAGCACCGGCUCCAACUCCACUGUGUGUUACAAGGCAACAGGUCAAUGUUCCUGCAAGGCCAAUGCUGAGGGGUUGCUGUGCAACCAGUGUAAAGCAGGAUCCUUCUAUCUCCAUAGCAACAAUACUAAAGGCUGUCUUGACUGUGUAUGCACAGGCAUCACGUCCCAGUGUUCCAGCUCCACAAGCAGACAGGAGUUGAAAACUGCCACACUUGUUGAGUCAUCUCAAGGACAGCUGACACCGACAGUAUCAGUGGCAGAUAAAGAUGGUGUUACCAACGCAUCCCAGUUGGUGACCUCUUUCACCGAUCCAGCCACGAACCACGUGUCUGUCAGGACAGUCAUAAGUCCAGCAGGCAAUGUGUAUUGGAGAGUUCCACAGCUCACAGGGUCACUGCUGCCCGUCUACGGGACCACCAUCAAGGUUGAGGUCAAGGUCGAGCCUGUUGUAGCAGCGGGAACCCCAGCAGCAACAACAGCAAUUUUGAUUGGACGAGACAAGAGGCGACUUGUACAUGACAUUAAUGCUCUGGCGGUGAAUGUUACAGCCAAAAUCGACAUAGGCUUGAUAGAGACCCAGUGGAAGUGGGAAAAUGGUUCUGCCGUUACAAGGGGACAAUUUUUGCUCGCUCUUACAAACGUUGAAGUCAUUUUGGUUCCUGCUGCUUUCACAGACACAGAUCAUGUGUCUUACUUGUCACGUCUUGAGUACAGUUUGGAUGGCGCUGUGGGCCUUGUAGCAAGUAGUGUGGAGAAAUGUGAAUGUGGAACAGGAUAUACAGGACUGUCGUGCGAGAGUUGUGCGACAGGCUUCAAGCGUGCCAACGUGACCGGCCAUGGGUAUCUGGGUGUGUGUGAACCUUGCACCUGUAAUAACCAUGCCUCUACCUGUGACCCCAACACUGGGAGCUGUCUCGACUGUCAGCAUCAAACCACAGGUGCAAAUUGCGAGAUGUGUAAACCUGGUUACUAUGGUAACGCUACCAUCGGGAAUCCAAACGACUGCAGCCAGUGUCCGUGUUAUGACCCACGUGUUGUAAACACAACUUGCUACAAGGAAGCCAGUGUCAUUAAGUGUUUCUGUAACCCGGAAUACACAGGCGACCAUUGUGACAAGUGUAAACCGUUCCACUACGGUCAGCCAUCAACCCCUGGUACCGGAAGCUGCACAGCUUGUGACUGCAACAACAGGACUGAUAUCUGUGAUACAGUCACAGGAAUAUGUAAUGGCUGUGACUCCAACACAACAGGAAACCACUGCGAACUCUGCAUAACUGGCUUCUAUCGGAACUCGGUGACGAAAGCGUGUGAUUUAUGUGAGUGCAACUCAACAGGAUCAACCGACGCUGUGUGUGACCGGUACAAUGGCAGCUGUCCCUGUUAUCCUGGGGUUGGGGGAAGGAGCUGCAACACGUGUCUCGACAACUACUGGGGCUACAGCACUAGCCCGUCAGGUUGUCAGGCCUGCAACUGUGUGGAGAAGGGGAGUACGACCACCCAGUGUGCAGACCAGGGGAUGUGUUUAUGCAAGACCCAUGUUCUCUCCAGUCAACGGUGUGAUACAUGUGUUGAUGGCUACUUUGGUCUACCAGAUCAAGAAUGUACUGCAUGUAACUGCAAUCUGACUGGGGCUGUCGGUGGGAAUGCUUCGGUAUGUGACAAAGCGACUGGUCAGUGCCUAUGCAAGACAGGAGUGACUGGUCGAACAUGUGACAGCUGCCAGGCUCUAUUUAUAGACUUCAGCGACACUGGAUGCAAAGGGUGUGAUGUGUGUUCAACAUCCUUGGGUAAUGAUACUAGGAAAUUGGAAGAAAAAUGGCAGGAAACAUAUACAGUGUCACAGCAUAUUGAUGGAAUCCAGGCACAAGACAAAGAACUUCAGUCUCUUCACGCACAGCUAGAGCAAGCCAUGACAGACCUCGGUCUGACCGAAACCAACAACAGCACGGUCAGUGAGAUGACCGCAAACAUCACUCUUCAGGAAAACAGCACCAAACAGCAGGUGGAGCAACUCAAACAGAAGGUUGCCAGCUUGAAUAUAGCAGCGGGUCUUCAGAAAAACAUGUCCAUUUCUGAAGAUGCGAGGCUAAACGGCCUCCUUACUGAAAGUUUUAGCACCCUUGACCUUGCUCGAACUGAGACACAGAAAGGAAGAAACUACGAGUACAAGUUCCAGCAGUACAAUGUCACAGCACAAACGUACCGAAGUCAGGGCACUGGAGGAGGGUCACUCAGUCUCAACUUCAGCCCCCAGUUGGACCGGGCCAACACAACCUACCUGCAGAUCACUGGUGACCAGAGCCUGCAGGACAUGAGGACGAAGGCAGAGGGACAGGCUGCUACUGUAGCAGGACUGCUGGCUAAAGAAGUUGGUAUAAGAGAAAACUACAAGACUAAGUCUGGUGAACUCACGGCUAGUGAUGCACAACUCAAUGAUCUGCAGACUAAAGUGAACAUGAUUUCUGUACACCAGACACAAGCUCAGGCAUCAAAACAACAAGCAGAGGCAAACAAUGCAGUCAUAUUAGAAGCCAAGGAUGGUGUAAACAACAUCACAACUGAAGCUACGGCGUCACAGACAACAGCUGCUAGAGUCUUCAGUGAAUGUCAGGCCAUUAUGUCAGGCGACGCAGCCCCAUUACUUCCAGGUGUGACACUCCCAGCAGGUGUUGGCAACUGGACGACUGGCUAUGCAAAGCUGCAGGAGGUACAGACAACCAUUGCAGCGAAGGUGUCCAUCACGGAUGCCAAUGUGAAGGAAUCAGAACGUAAAGCACAGGCACUGGACAGUGAUACCCAGAGGGUCAAUGAUACAUUUCAGAUUGUCAGACCAAGAGGCGAGGGUGCAGUGAACGCCAUCACCAACUUUGAGAAGGUGAUACUCACCCUAAACACCACCUUGACAACAGCUGCCGAAGCAAGGGUAACCAUUGCAGAAGCACAGGCCAAUCUCAACAGUGUCACCAUAGCAAAUCUGGAGGCACAAGCUAAUGCCUCAAAGGCAGAGAGCGACCAAAUACUGGCCAUGAUUAACACCAUCAACUAUCAACCGGAGGUCUUGAACAGCCGUCUGCAAGGUGUCAACACAAGCAUUCAAAUUGCCAGAGCCACAUGGGUUCCCAUUGAUGCAAGACUUCCACAACUGCAGCUGAGGGCAGACAUACUCAAGACUCGAAGUGGAGCUGAAGUUAAUCAAGCUACCAGCCUUGCCCAAGAGGCUAUAUUGAAGACUUCAACCACGCAGAGUUCAUUGUCAUCGGCGAAUAUGACUUUAGCUAAUGUGAGGACAAGUGUCGAUACAAUUAAAAAUCUCAAUGACAGGGGUCUACAGCUCACGAGCUCGGUUUCCAACAAAGUUGGUGACAUCGAAGCUCGCAUGGACUCCAUGACAAGAACAAUAGAGGGUAUCAGGCAGCACCAACAAACUGUAACAGGCCAACAAGCAAACAUCAACAACAGAAUUGGCAGUAUUGAAGCUAAGUUGCUCCGGGCCAAGGCAUUGCUAGGGAAGUUCCGCUAUCCUGUCAAGUUCAAUGGGUCUUCAGGCGUGUCUAUCACAAACCCCUCUAAAGAUGUAGCGCUGCCUUACACGGACGUGGAGUUCACUUUCCAGAAGAUUGCAACGGUUAACAAUGCCCUGCUGUUCUUCUCUGAAAAUAAUGCCACAGUUGAAGUGCUCAGUGUUGAGAUUGUUAAUAAUCAGGUUCACAUGCAGUUCAACUGGACCUCUGGAAACUCUGCCAUCACCAGCCUGGCAAAUCUUUGUGAUGACUGCUGGUUCCGAGUGCAAGCCUCAAGGUAUAACACCUUGGUGUUCCUGGCGGUGACGUUGGUGUCGACUGGCGGUGUAGCUGCUGCUGCUGCCCCCCCUAUUACUAAGGAGCCAUUGACGUUCAACUCGCCACUUUACUUUGGAAGCCUGCCCGUUAGUGUUCAGACAAGCAAAGUCAGUAGCCGAUCUGGGUUUGAAGGCUGCAUGUAUGAUGUGAAAUUCAAUGGAGGAGAUGUGGAAAUAUGGCAAGAGUCCAUCAAUGCUGGGAACACACCUCAGUGUUGCCGAACGCCCACGCCAACACCCCCAACAUUGGCUGCAGGGGUCAGCUUCGAUGGCUUCGGACAACUGGUGCUGAAUGCAGGAGUCCUGAACAUUACAGACGUCCCACUGAAUAUCACCUUCAAGUUCAGGACAUUUAACCCCAAUGCAUAUCUGUUCCUGGUUGCAAGAGACAGUGUUCCUGUUAUGUUUGGUAUUUACCUAAGUAAUGGCUACAUUGUGUUAGAAAUUGGCACUGCCGGUGCCCCACAGAACCGCAUUCAGACAACCAACAAAUUCAACACGGGAGAUUGGUUCCAGGUUGUUGCUCAGCACAGCACCCAGAACUCCCUUCAGAUCUUCCAGGAUGGAGUGGGAUCUAUUGAAGCUGUCACCCCGGUGCCUGAUAAUCCUGUAGACUUGACACCUCUGCAAGGGCAGGACAUCACAUUCGGCUCAGAUAAGAGACCCAACUCAAUCACUGCGGCGACACUCUCCAAGACAUUCUCUGGCUGUAUGAAGGACUUCACCCACUCAAGUGGAGGCGGCGUUGUCACACGGCUCUUCACCCAGGGCGUUGUCAGUCAGACAGGAGUCUCCGCCAGUGGGUGUCCACAAACGACAAUUUCGGGCAUCAUGCUAACUUCAGACUCUUCAUUCCUGGAACUGGCUUUACCACCGGGUGUCAUCUCGAAUAUAAACAUGGAUAUUGUAACCACAAAGUCCAAUGGUGUCCUCAUGUACAUCAAGGACCCUGCAUCACCAACUGCCCUGUAUCUUGCACUAUUCAAUGGAAAUCUGAUGCUGGACUACACAGCCUCCAGCCAAGUCCAGUUGGUGUCCUUUGACCCGUACCUCAGUGAUGGACGGCUGCACUCGGUCACAGUCAACCUCACCAGCCCUGCUAUCACAGUUGACAGUAAGAGAUAUCUUUCCUUUAGUGCUGGGUCUCCGCUCACCCUGAAUGCUAACACUCCAGUGUUCCUCGGAGGAACAAAUAACAGCACUACCCUCGGCCCAGCCUACCCUGUCAAGACUUCAUUUGUUGGUGGAAUACGAAACUUGCAGAUGAAUGGCAGCCCAGUUAAUAUCUAUCAGAAUGAUGUUAUUAAAACAUCGAGAGGAGCCGACCUUGCUGGAAUCCCUACCCCUCCAAAUGCUCCCCCUCCGAUUCCAUAUACCACCUUGCCACCCCCUACCACUCUGCCGACCCCCACGUGCGGCACCCUGGCACCGUUCACAUCCAGCACUUCAGGACUGUGGUUCACUGGCAGCAGCUACUGGCACAAAACUCUUGGAACUACAGAAAAAGAGUAUUACAAGAAUCCAUUGUCCUUGUCUGUGGACUUUCAGUCGUAUGGUUCUAAUGGACUGCUGUUCCUGGCAUCAGACUUUGCAACCACUCCCACUCAGUGGCUACUCAUCUACCUAAAGGCAGGUCGGAUCCAUCUCGAUCUCAAGGGAGCAAGCUUCACCUCGCAAAUAAUGUCUGGGUUUACGUAUAAUGAUGGUGUUCGUUACAUGGUGGAUUUUCUCAUAUAUGGAACAUACGCUGUUCUAAUAGAGAAUAAAAGAAAGGAUUUUGUCAACAACGUUGGGGGAAACACAUCUGCGCCUGCCAUCUGGUCCACCAUCAAUGAACUUACAGUCGGCGGGGUGAAGUCGUCCACCACAAGGUCCUUCCUCACAAUGCUGCCACCUGUGCCUGACUUCCAGGGCGCCAUCUAUGAAGUGACUGUGCACUCUAACAAGAUAGGCACACGACCCUACAUAUUCAAGAAGACAAGCGCUGAUUCUUCAAUAACAGUUAAGGACGUAUUUGAUGUCCCUUUUCAAGCAGCUUAUGGGGUUUCUCUGAAUGGUACCAACUCGUACAUCCAGCUAGGCCCGCAGGCUGUCUCGGGACCACUGACAGUCCAGCUGACAGUAACGAACAUACAACCAUCUGCCAUGCUCUUCUACGUGUACUCGGGCCCCAGCCUUUUCGUGGCUCUAGAUACCAGGGAAUACAGAAUCAGAGUCAUCGUGGGGUCAAAUAAUGUCUCAGCCUUCACUGCGAUCAGUUCUGACAUGACCAACUUCUGUGACGGUCGGCCCCACACAUACCUCCUCAAGCUGACCACUGCUGGGGUGGAGAUCCAGGUGGACAGUAACGCCAACCUGGUGUUCCCCUACCCAGCCAACUUCCAAAUGCCAACCUUGGCUGGCGGACUUACAUCUGUUGGAGGACUCCAAAUCCAAGGGUUGGCCUUCCAGACCCAAGUGUCAAGAGCCAGCAUGCAAGGCUGCGUGCAGAGAGUUGUCAUCAACGGUGUCAACAUCGAUCCCACGCAGCACCUCGGAACCAGUGCUGGCACAAUGCUGGCUUGUAGUGCAUAACAGACUAGUCAACACACAUCAACACAGCCAAUCAACUCCACAUUACACCUGGCUACAGCAACAGUGCUAAAAUCAGCACAACAAAUAAGUUGACCAACAUGAACACCCCCAUCGCAACACCAACAACAUCAACAACAUCAACACGGCCAACAACAACACCAGAAUCAACACAGCAAACAUCAUCAUCAACACAUCAACACAGCAAACAUCAAAACCCUGACAUCAACACCACCACAUCAACACAGCUGCCAUUAACACCCUCACAUGAACACCACCAACAUCAACACCACCACAUCAACACAGCUGCCAUUAACACCCUCACAUGAACACCACCAACAUCAACACCACCACAUCAACACAGCUGCCAUUAACACCCUCACAUGAACACCACCAACAUCAACACCACCACAUCAACACAGCUGCCAUUAACACCCUCACAUGAACACCACCAACAUCAACACCCUGACAUCAACACCACCAACAUUGCCAGCACAGACUGACUUGUGGCCUGUACCAGACUGGUCUCCCCCCAACUCCAUCUUGAAAAGCUAUUUCACCAUUCCUCUGUGGCCAUGAAGUGAUGCUACAUAUAUCUGUCUCCAGAGGGGACAUUUGUUGUUUUGUCGAAAUGUUACAUCAAUUGUUGAUAAUCACAUCGGGACGGUCGGGAAGCCUAGUGGUUAAAGCAUUCGCUCGUCACGCCAAAGACCCGGGUUCGAUUCCUGACAUGGGUACAAUGUGUGAAGCCCAUUUCUGGUGUCCCCCGCCGUAAUAUUGCUGGAAUAUUGCUAAAAGCGGCAUAAAACCAUACUCACUCACUCACUGAUAAUCACAUCACCAUUACAUAAAACCUAAGGCGGAACGCAUAAAACCCCAUGUACCCCUCAUGAUCCUGCUACAACUUAUAAUGCAUAUUACUGCAGAAUGAAGAGUUCCUUAUAGUUGAGUAAAUAUCACAAUGCACCAUCCUCAGGUCCAAUGAGACAGUCAGCAUUGAGAUACUACAUUCUCCACCUGUAUGCCUAGAAAAACCCACCUUACCUCAAGGCAUCUUGUGACCAGAAUAUGGCCUCUUCAUUCUCAGUUGUGCCAGAAGCCAAUGAUUGUGUUUUCAAACCCCAGAUGAGCCGUGAUUGUUUUUACUGCUUUGUCAGCACAAGCAGUGUAAAAACCAACUCACUUGAUUUGGAUGUUUUGUGAUCAUUGCCUUAUUUCAGAGCAAAUUGAAGGGAUAUUGGAUUCCUUGAGUUUGAUUUGUCUAUUUUUUGAGACACACAUUGUUCCCUUGUACUUUGGUUUUGUAAUUUCAUACAUUUAAGUGCUUCCGUAAAUGUAUUCUUGUAAGGUGAUAUAUGAUCAAGUAGUUAGGUUUGCUUUGAGCUUGCGUCGUUUGUAUCGAUCCAUAUCCUAUCAACUUGAUACUUGUAUUGCUUGUAUUGAUCCAUUACCUAUGUAUCGAUGCACCAAAUGUUCCUUGAAUCGUUACAUCCCUACUUGCAUCAACUGUUCUGUCUUUCUUGCUGAUUGGGUAGUUUUGUGGUUAAGGUGUUUGCUUAUCAUGUUGAGUGAGAGAGUGAGUAUGGUUUUACGCGGAUUUUAGCAAUAUUCCAGCAAUAUCAUGUGGAGGCACCAGAAAUGGCCUUCACACAUUGUAACCAUGUGGGAAUCGAACCCUGGCCUUCAGCGUGACGAGCGAAGGCUUUAACCGCUCGGCUACCCCACCGCCCUUAUCAUGUUGAAGACCUGGGUUUGAUUCCAUAUGAUUACAAUGUGUUCUUGGUGUUCCUGCUUCAUGUGCCUUCCCAUUGACUCACUCACCCAAUCACCUGCUCGCUUGCUUCUUGCUCUCUCACAUCACUCACAUACUCAUUCACUCACUCCCCCACCCAUCUGCCUUCCCAUUGACUCACUCACCCAAUCAUCUGCCCGCUUGCUUCUUGCUCUCUCACAUCACUCACAUACUCAUUCACUCACUCACCCACCCAUCUGCCUUCCCAUUGACUCACUCACCCAAUCAUCUGCUCGCUUGCUUCUUGCUCUCUCACAUCACUCACAUACUCAUUCACUCACUCACCCACCCAUCUGCCUUCCCAUUGACUCACUCACCCAAUCAUCUGCUCGCUUGCUUCUUGCUCUCUCACAUCACUCACAUACUCAUUCACUCACUCCCCCACCCAUCUGCCUUCCCAUUGACUCACUCACCCAAUCACCUGCUCGCUUGCUUCUUGCUCUCUCACAUCACUCACAUACUCAUUCACUCACUCACCCACCCAUCUGCCUUCCCAUUGACUCACUCACCCAAUCAUCUGCUCGCUUGCUUCUUGCUCUCUCACAUCACUCACUUACUCAUUCACUCACUCACCCACCCAUCCACCUACUCAAUAUCCAUGCCCACCCACCCACUUGCUCACAAACUCACUCACUCAAUCUCCCAAAUUCACUCACUCAUUCACUCACUUACCCACUUACAGAACAAGUUGGUAUAAAUAAAUCUGUCCCCCAAAUUGUCUUUUUCAAUGACCUUGUUAAUAUUCUGUUUCUUCAAGCAAUGGUGCAAGUAACUAGUACAUUUCACAGACUUACAGGAAAGCAUCAACAGCAUCCUUGCCAAACCAUAUACUGAAUUAUAUCUCUGAUCAGAGGUACCAAUGGUUUGUGUCCUGUGGAAGAAAUUGAGACAUGCAGACAUAUUACUGUAACACUCAUUGGAGGUUACAUGAAAAACAGUUAGACAAGACACAGAGUACUCUCAAUGCACAACCUUUCAUCUAAUAUGUUAGGAAAUGUGGUCAACAUUAUAAAUGAAUACUAGUAUCUGGAGUGAAUAUUUAGUAAGUAUUUGUGAACAUUGACUACUGUUAUCAAACACAUAGAGCUGUCCAGAUACUUUGUUUGAGGCUACUGACAUCACUGUAAUAUCUGAAAUAAAAUAUUGUCUCUAUA
Haliotis rufescens (red abalone) is the source of this 12184-nucleotide messenger RNA. RefSeq names its product laminin subunit alpha-5-like. Gene Ontology annotation, cellular component: basement membrane. Bases 209 to 9241 code for a protein of 3010 amino acids. The record is from RefSeq and is a predicted model, not a curated record. The transcript is spliced from 52 exons. NCBI's taxonomy places the organism in Eukaryota, Metazoa, Mollusca, Gastropoda, Lepetellida, Haliotidae.